Molecule: messenger RNA, 210 nt
Organism: Lachancea lanzarotensis
Lineage: Eukaryota; Fungi; Ascomycota; Saccharomycetes; Saccharomycetales; Saccharomycetaceae
Gene: BIL1
Product: LALA0S05e02432g1_1
Exons: 1
Coding region: 1-210 (69 amino acids)
Source: RefSeq, a predicted model, not a curated record
AUGCCAUCUUUAAACGAGUCUGAAAAGUCCAGGAACACCGCUAGUGAAUCAAAAACCGAAAAUGGCGAACAAACAGUCACGGUUUUCGAUUUGGCAACGGAAAUUGAACAAUCGUUGCAACAAGUGAUAGAAGACGUGAAGGGCAACGAUCGUGAGUUUCAAGAACAGUUUGAAUCCAUACAAAAGCGGUUAAAAAGUUUUGGAAAAUAA